Drosophila arizonae is the source of this 343-nucleotide messenger RNA. RefSeq names its product translocase of outer membrane 20 (gene Tom20). The record is from RefSeq and is a predicted model, not a curated record. Gene Ontology annotation, molecular function: transmembrane protein transporter activity. NCBI's taxonomy places the organism in Eukaryota, Metazoa, Arthropoda, Insecta, Diptera, Drosophilidae. Gene Ontology annotation, cellular component: mitochondrial outer membrane translocase complex. Gene Ontology annotation, biological process: protein targeting; tRNA import into mitochondrion; intracellular protein transport.
AUUUUCAGAUAUUUCCUUCAAGAAAUUCAGCUAGGUGAAACCUUGAUAGCUCGUGGUGAUUUCGAAAGCGGUGUCGAGCAUUUAGCUAAUGCAAUCGUGGUGUGUGGUCAGCCCGCUCGAUUACUACAAGUGCUUCAAUCCUCUCUACCGGCUCAAGUGUUUGCUAUGUUAAUUAUCAAAAUGCAAGAAUUCGGUAAUAGGCCUGCAGAAUCCAGCGAAGGAUUGGUUGCUGGAACUCGCUCUAGCCAAAAUGAGAGCUCUUCAAAUAUUUUAGAAACUUCCGGAUCUGCAACCGUUGAUGACUUAGAAUAAUACUUACAAAUGAACAAAGGAGCCUAAUAUA